Molecule: messenger RNA, 1590 nt
Organism: Strongyloides ratti
Lineage: Eukaryota; Metazoa; Nematoda; Chromadorea; Rhabditida; Strongyloididae
Exons: 2
Coding region: 1-1590 (529 amino acids)
Source: RefSeq, a predicted model, not a curated record
AUGUUCAGUAAAAAUGGUGAUUUAGAGUUGUCAGAUGACAAUGAAAGUUUAGAAGAUGAAGUUAUUGAUAAGAAUGCCAAUGAAACAUGUCAAAUUUGGAUUUUACGAUAUUUAAAAAUGUUUUUAAAUGAUGUAGAGGAAGAAUAUUUAAUAGAUUUCAUUCAACAUAAUGAUAUUUCACCAAUGAAAAAUUUUAUAUUUAAUUUUUUACCAAUGUCUGUUAUAUUUAUUAAAAUAAGAAGACCUAAGAAAAUUGACAAAAUACAAAAGGUUCCUGAAAUUGUUUCUCAACAAUCUGAAACAUUGUUAAAAAAUCUUGAUGAAAAGAAAAAAAAACGUGUUUAUUCUAUGAAAAUAAAUAAAAAAAAGAAAAGGAAAAAAUCCAAAAAGAAAGAACAAAAUAAGAAGGGAGAAAAAAUUGUUGAAGAUAUAUCAAUUCUGAAAGAAGAUGUAGAACCAGCAGAAAUAAUUUUAGAAUGGAGUUUGGAUAAACUUAUACCUAAUGAUGAAUUUAUUUUUAUUACUGUUCAAAAUUUAGCUAAAACAACUGAGACAGAGUUAGAUGAAGAAAACGAAGAAUCAUUUGAUAAUAAUUUUUUUGUUGGAUAUGUUGAAAAUACCUCUAGAUUAAACAAUCUUUUUGAUAUAGGUAGAAUAUUAUUUGGGGAUGAUUUUAAUUUUAACUCAAAAAUGGAACUUUUGAUAAGAUUUAUAUCUAUCAAUUCAACAUGUUCUUUCUCUGAAUAUCAAAGAUGGGAUUGUAAUAUUGACCAAUUUAUGGAUUUUAUUUAUGAUUGUAUUGUUAAAUCAUUUACAAGAACACUGUCAAUUGAAAUUCUUUCAGACUUUAUAAUGGUUGAAUCUAUAGAAGAACUUCUUAAACCACGAAUUGAUAACUUUGUAAAACAUUGUUUAUUAGAAAAACGCAAUCAAAUAUUAAUGGAACUUUCACUUUUUGAAUUAAAAUAUAUUCCAACAAAUCCUUCUCUAGUUUGUACGGUAAAUGAUAUAAACAGAAUUUUAAAAACUUUACUUGUUCUUUACAAAUUAUUUACUGAUGACCAGUCAAAUGAAUGGUACCGUAAAAUUUUCUUUCGGCUUGUAGAAAUAAGUUGUGGUUUAUAUGGAGAUUUUUUAAAAGCUAAAUGUAAAUGGUUACUUAUUGACAUUGAAGAAAUAAGACCUAAAAGAAUAAAUGUUAAAGAAAUAAUAUUUGAAUCUGUUAAAAAUAUUAUUGAACUAACAAUUCAAUAUGCUGUUAAAGAAGUAGAACAAAAUGUUUGGAUGGAAAAAAUUAAAUCAUGCUUAAAAAUUAUGAUAGUAUUAGAAGAAGAAUUAGAUGAGUUAUUAGAAAUUGCUGAUUUUAUUAGUGAUGAAAAAUGGGAUACAUUAAUUGACAGAAGUGUUAUUAAUGAAUGUAUUCAAAAAUUUAAAGAUAUUUGGAAAAUUAUUGAAUAUAGUUGUAUAGAAACAGCUUUUGAAAGUGGAAAUAAUGAGGCAUUAAAAGAAUUAUGCUUUUCUAUGAUGAAGGAAGCAGAAUCAGUAAAAAAAAUUAUAAAGAUUGGAUUUAUGAACGGAAAAUUUAAAUAA